Molecule: messenger RNA, 591 nt
Organism: Phytomonas sp. Hart1
Lineage: Eukaryota; Euglenozoa; Kinetoplastea; Trypanosomatida; Trypanosomatidae
Source: the annotation of a GenBank genome assembly
CGGCAAUUAGAAUACCACAGUAAAGGAAAAGGGAAUAGUUUUACGACAAAGUCGACGAAUGUUUUUCAAAUGGUAAAGCCGAUCGCUUUUCGGGGCAUCGAUGAGCUUUGCAAAAAACUCAUAGCAUGUAAAUCCAAUAACGCUCUAGUUGGUAAAGUUAUUGGGGAUGGGAUUCGGAAGCGUGUGGUGGAUGCCGAUUCCCUUCCUCUCAUUAUGCAAAGGCUUUCCACUACUCACUCGGAGUGGGCGUUGGCGCUCGAGGUAUUAGCGAGCGACCGGCUAGAUCAACAUGGGAUCAGGCGGGAUGAUAAUAUCUGGAAAAUAAUAGAAUCAGGCGUCCCGAAGGGAGGGGAAAGUGAAGCUUCGGUGAUUGCAUCGCUUCGGAAGAUUUACGGAAAGAAAGUUGCGUCUCUGAAACGCUCUGACAAGGUAAAAUAAUUGGUUAUCUUUGCGGUUGUCUUGCGUUAAAGGAUAAGUUAUAAUCUAGGAAUUCUGGAAAUGAGAUGAUAUGAUUGAUGAAAAAUUGAAAGAAGAUAAUGUGAAUUGUAUUUAAAAGCAUCUUAUCUUCAUUAAAUGAAGCACAUCAGAUCA